AUGAGUUCAGGCGGAGAUGCGAAGCUUUUUGCAAGGGGGAAAGUCGCCGAGUUGCGCCAGGAGUUGAACAGUGGAGGAAAGAAGGAUAAGAAUCAUUCAGCAAAGAAAAUCGCCCUGAAAAAAAUCGUCGCCAAUAUGACUAUGAGUAAUAAUGAUAUGGUUGGCUUGUUUCCGGAUAUUAUCGCUUGCAUGACGAUUCCGAGCUUGGAGAUAAAGAAGAUGUGUUUUCUAUACUUGGUCAACUACGCGAGAGCGAAACCAGAAAUCGCGCUCAAAGCGCUACCGAUAUUGGUCGAUGAUAUGGACGAUCAUAACCCGCUAGUUCGCGCUCUUGCUCUAAGGACUAUAUCAUAUAUUCACGUUCGAGAAUUCGUGGAAGCCACUGUACAGCCUGUGAAGCAUUUGAUGGUGGAUAUCGAUCCAUAUGUUCGGAAAACGGCUGCUUUCUGUGUCGCCAAGUUAUACGACCAUCACAAGAAAAUGGUGGAAAGUUCGGACUUGAUUGAUCGACUGAAUAAAAUGCUAAAGGACGAGAACCCGACUGUCGUCUCUAGUGUUUUAGCCGCGUUGGUUGAUAUCUGGGAACGCAGUGAGUCAAUCUCUUUGACGAUAGAUUAUGCUAGUGCGUCAAAGGUGGUGUCUGUACUAGCAGACUGCUCAGAAUGGGGCCAAACAUAUAUUCUGGAGUCUCUCAUGGCGUACGUGCCCCGAGAUUCUGGAGAAGCUUUACUUUUAGCUGAACGCAUCUCUCCUCGUUUAUCACACUCCAACUCUGCAGUGGUUCUGACCUCCAUCCGGGUCAUUCUUUAUCUUAUGAAUUAUAUCAAUGAUGAGAAACAAGUCUCCGCUCUUUCGAAGAAAUUGUCGCCGCCUCUUGUCACGUUACUGUCUAAACCUCCUGAGGUGCAGUACCUUGCUUUACGAAAUGCCAUUUUGAUUCUACAGAAGCGCCCUGAGGUUCUUCGAAAUGAUAUCCGUGUCUUUUUCUGCAAAUAUAACGAUCCUAUUUAUGUUAAGGUCACGAAAUUGGAGUUGAUUUUCAUGCUUGCGUCGAAGGAAAAUAUCGGUGUUGUCUUGGCUGAAUUACGAGAGUAUGCAUCUGAGAUUGAUGUGCACUUUGUGCGCAAAGCUGUUCGAGCCAUUGGCAAGUUGGCUAUCAAGAUCGAAUCGGCCGCGCGACAGUGCAUUGACACGCUGUUGGAACUCGUUCAUGCCAAGGUCCCCUAUAUCGUCCAGGAAGCCACAGUCGUUAUUCGCAAUAUAUUCCGCAAGUACCCCAACCAAUACGAAGGUAUUAUUGGAGCAGUCAUUCAAAACAUCGACGAACUCGAUGAGCCCGAGGCCAAAGCAGCUAUAAUCUGGAUCAUUGGCCAGUAUGCGGAUCGUAUUGAGAAUUCAGACGAGUUGCUUCAGGACUAUUUGGCAACAUUCCAUGACGAGCCAAUCGAAGUGCAACUCGCAUUACUCACAGCUACAGUGAAACUGUUCAUCCAACGUCCCACAAAGGGUCAACAACUGGUCCCUCAAGUUCUGAAAUGGUGCACCGAGGACACCGACGACCCAGAUCUGCGUGACCGAGGAUAUAUGUAUUGGCGUCUCUUAUCCACAGAUCCCGCCGCAGCCAAAGAGAUUGUGAUGGGUGAAAAACCCCCAAUCACAGCCGAAAGCGAGAAAUUAGAACCCAACACCCUAGAAGAGCUCUGCUUGAAUGUGGGCACUUUAGCAACUGUCUACCUCAAACCAGUCCAACAAGUAUUCAGGACGGCACGACCAAAACGACUUGUUGAUAGUCCAGCUCUUGUGAAACGACCGGGAGUUAAUGCCUCUACUGCAUUGACCGCAUCAUCAACGUCACUUACUUCUGCUCCUUCACAGCAAAAUGGGAAUGGUGAUAUCUCCGCCGCUGUCAACGCAGCAGACGCUUACUUCAGUAAUGUCGCAUCCCAGCACAUGGCGAAUCUGGAUCUGGGUGGACGCGAAGAUAAUAGUUUGGGCGGAUUAGGAGGAACGGGUGAAAUGGCGCAGUAUGUGGUGAAUCAGAAUCAGCAACAGAUUUAUCAACCGCAGGCGGCCGGUAGUGGUGCUGCAGGGGAGUUACUUUUAUUGUAAGGUAAUUAACUUGGGUACUACCUAGUAUGUGAGGAUGAGUAAGUAAAUAGAUGGGUUGUGUAUGGUAUAUAUUAAGUCGAUGCAUUGAAUAGUGCUUUUUUGUAACUAGGUAUGCGUGACGCAUCUAACUCCAGGGCUAACCAAUAUUGUUCUUCUACUUCCCAUCUCUAGCCUUAACAGCCUUCCUACAAGCCAACGUAAAUACUCUAUGAAACUCCCAUACAUCCGUAAACGUAUUAUACAGCGGCACCGGCGCAACACGCACAACAUUCGGUUUCCGUUCAUCAAUCACCACACCAUUUUCCUCGAGUAUUUCCAGCACUUUAUCCAGUAAUCCAGGUUGAAGGAGAAUGCUGAGUUGUGCGCCGCGCUCGGACGGGUUUGAGGGUGUGAUUAUUGUGUAUGGUUUUUCAGAGGUGUUCUCGUUCGAAGAUGAUGAGCUGUCGUCGAGCGGGUACUUGAGAAGAAGGUGUUCGAGGUAUCUCGUAAGUUCUAAUGAUUUCUGGCGGAGGGCAGGCAUGGUUGCUUGAUUAAAGAUUUCGAGGGAUGAUGCUACUGCACUGAGAUCGAGGACGGAUGGGUUGGAGAUUUGGUAGCCUGCUGCUCCUUCUUGGGGGAUGAAU
Talaromyces stipitatus ATCC 10500 is the source of this 2732-nucleotide messenger RNA. Its product is annotated as AP-2 adaptor complex subunit beta, putative. Gene Ontology annotation, cellular component: membrane coat. Gene Ontology annotation, molecular function: clathrin binding. The coding region runs from base 1 to 2109 and encodes 702 amino acids. NCBI's taxonomy places the organism in Eukaryota, Fungi, Ascomycota, Eurotiomycetes, Eurotiales, Trichocomaceae. The record is from RefSeq and is a predicted model, not a curated record. Gene Ontology annotation, biological process: vesicle-mediated transport; intracellular protein transport. The transcript is spliced from 6 exons.